AAUGAAAACGUGUAAUUAUUUGCCACCCAUUGGAAAAUACGUUUCAAGGGAAAUGUAAAACACCUGUCCUUCCUCAACUGUGACAGAAUAUAAAUUUUACACUACACUCGUACAGUUCUUACUUUCGUUUUCAGAAGUUACAAUGAAAGUAAUAAUCUUUACCUUGUUUUUGAGUUCAAUGUUUGGGGCAAUUACAGCGCCUUGUACAUCUUCAUCAUGUGGUGCCUUUGUAGCAAAGUAUCCAAGUCAAAGAACUGUUCUUCGGACUGGUUCGAUGCCAUCUCGUUCAUUACAGUUGUCUUCAAGAAGAUAUCCAACGUCGUCACCUGUUUUCAGAAGUGAACCACCAGAUUUUCCAUUUGCAAAUGAGAUUAUUAAUGCAAUACAGAUGAGAUCUAAAGCUAUUCAGGAUUAUGUACGAAGUAAACAGCCAACAUCAGCUGGACCAUCUGUUGUUCCUUCUUCAACAAAUGAAUCACUUUACCCAAAACGUGGUGCAGGUAGAAUUCAACUGCCCAACAGGAGUGGAAAUGGUACUAAGCAGAAACCUACUCCAUCUAAUUCAAUUCCGAACGAACGAAACGUGCAAAGGGUACAAAUACCAAUCAAUACAAACGAAUUGAGUGAUACUCCAUUGGAGCUACCUGUUGAACGUAAACAGUCUAGUAAAAAUAAUCCAUCAGAACCUCUAUCUGAAGAGCCUUCUCCAGGCAACCCAAGAGUAAUUUCUUCGGUGAAUCCAUCACCAAUUCAAACUGAUUCUAAGAAGUUGUCAAAAAAAGAGAUUGAGAGUGAAAAGAAACUAGAAUCAAUAAUUCCUGUACCAUCGUCUAGUAACCCACCUAAAAAAGAGGAAGAUGAAGACCAAUGGGAAGGGCCAAAAACAUUAGCAGAAGAGAAACCAGAGUUAUACACUACUGAUCAAAAUGUAAAAAUGAUACGAAAAUUUACCAGUGAUAUGUCACUAGAAGGAAAAUACAAAAUAGGAGAAAUCAUAUAUUAUGUGCUGACAAAGAAAGAAAAAGAGCUCGAUACAGCUGAUAAAGCAGCCAUCGAAUAUGUAGUCACGGAGCGAUUGCAAAAAGAUCCGGAGCUUACUGCAGAAUAUAAAAAAUAUAAUGAGAAGCAUAAAAAUGAAAACAAUGAAAAUCAAGAAAACUCUGAUGAGGAUAUGCCUUCCUAUAUGCGGCAGCUUCUUUCCCCAUCCUUCUCUAUUUCCCAAUUCGAGACCCCAUCUCCAACGGAGAACAACACAAAUCUGUCACCUGAACCUGGAUUUGGGCAAGACUUUCUCAGGAGUAUCCUUCUCCUUGUAGGUCCCCAACCUCCACCGUUCUUUCCUCCAGGAUUUCAAAACACAUUCAAUCCUAAUAAUAAUGAAAGAAAUACAAAUCCGUAUUCCGGUUAUAGACGAAGCUUCGUUGAAAAUGAUCGUUUUCGACCGCUGCCGCUGCCGCCGUCGCCAUCACCACUACCACCACGUCCGCAAUUCCCUCCAUUCUCUCCUCCCCGAUUACGAAGUGCUUUUUCCUAUCCUUCUAGAAGAUGGAAUUUCCCUUCAUUAUUUUAGAUUCAAAAUUUGUGAAAUACAAACGGGAGACCUUGGAUCUUGACGAUUACAAUAAAAUUUAAGUGCAAACUGCUCAUUACUUUUGUGUA
Planococcus citri (citrus mealybug) is the source of this 1659-nucleotide messenger RNA. RefSeq names its product serine/arginine repetitive matrix protein 1-like. The record is from RefSeq and is a predicted model, not a curated record. The coding region runs from base 143 to 1570 and encodes 475 amino acids. Lineage: Eukaryota; Metazoa; Arthropoda; Insecta; Hemiptera; Pseudococcidae. The transcript has 11 exons.